GUUAUUUGUGCGCAUGCGUGACAAUCUACUGCUCACUGGUUCGAACGAUAGCUUUUGGUCUCAAUACGAUACCCGUAGUUAGCGAAUGUUUUCUGCCUGCAAGCAUGUUGGCUGUGAAUGUAGCCGCCGACAUGGUUUAGCAACAUUACUCUUUAAUAAUUAAGCGACUAAAAUUGUUUUGUGUAGUUUCAGUCCUUGCAGUGUUCGGGAUAGGAUAGUAAAAAUGCCUCGAUAUGCUCAACUCGUCAUGGGCCCGGCGGGAAGUGGAAAGGUACGUUAGCUAGCUAACGCUAGCUAGCUAAUGUUGUUAACUAAAGUCGUUAGCUACCCACAACGCUUUGAAACGUUACCGUUAGCUUCAGUGGGUAGCUAUUAGCUAGCUAACGUUAGACGCUUGCUGUUUGUUCCAUGUCAAUCCAAAAUGUAGGUAAAUGAGCAGGGCUAGGCUAUGUUUUACAAUUAACGCUAAUUCACAUUAAUAUAGCUAUAGUUAGCACUUGCUAGUUUAGUUGCAACAUCCAAGGUCUGAACUACAUGCACUGCCAUUGACCAUGACUUGUUAGUGCCAGAAAUGCAGUGCCAACACUUUUAUAAUGUGCUUGUACUGUAGAUGUUGCUUGAUUUAUCCUAUUCAAUGUUCUCAUAUCAUCACGUAUGUUUUUGCCACAGGUAUUUCAGUCAGCUGUGUUGUAUAUCUCUCACUCCUCUCUGUAGAGUACCUACUGCUCUACAAUGAUCCAGCAUGCAGAAGCCAUAAACCGCUCUGUACAGGUGGUCAACCUAGACCCAGCCGCUGAACACUUUGAUUACCCGGUCAUGGCAGGUAAAACACAUCUCUGAGGAAUUCUGUCAUAGUCCUAUUUCUAUGACAGUGAGUGCCACUGACUGGCUGUUUUUCUACCUUCAGAUAUCCGGGAGCUGAUUAUGGUGGAUGACGUGAUGGAGGAUGAGUCACUGAGGUUCGGCCCAAAUGGAGGGCUGGUGUUCUGCAUGGAGUACUUUGCCAACAACUUUGACUGGCUGGAGGAGAGCCUGGGCCACGUGGAGGAUGACUACAUACUGUUUGACUGUCCUGGUAAGGUGCUAUUCAUAGAGGGGGGCAAGGAACAUGACUUUGAUGUAAAUGAUGAUGGACAAUCAAUGACUAUGAUAGAGAUUGACUGAAUAUGGUGAAUAAUAUGGAUCAGAUUUUGAUGUUGAUGAUGCUAGUUGAGAAGUUUGUGCUGAUGUUAAUGUGGUGAGAAUGGUAUUGACGAUGAUGAUGAUGACUGUGUUGGUGAUGUCUGCAGGUCAAAUAGAGCUCUACACACACCUCCCUGUGAUGAGGCAGCUGGUAGAGCAGCUCCAACAAUGGGAAUUUCGUGUUUGUGGCGUCUUCCUGGUGGACUCGCAGUUCAUGGUGGAGACCUUCAAGGUAAUAUGGCCACUAUUAACACAUCUUAUUCCUGAUCACGCUGCCUUUUACUCAGUCUAUAAUAUGCUAUAACAGUUAUAUUUGAAGUUAAUUGCAAAACAAUUGUCUCCCAUCCCAGUUCAUCUCAGGUAUCAUGGCUGCAUUGAGUGCCAUGGUGUCUUUGGAGAUUCCAACAGUCAACAUCAUGACCAAAAUGGACCUGCUGAGUCCCAAGGCCAAGAAGGAAAUUGAAAAGUAGGUGCCAGAAUGAUCGAAUUCCUCCUUUUUAUGUUUAUCUGUCACUGUGGUCUUUGUUCAUCUGGUUUUGUGUGUGUCUGGCUCUGAAUGCAUCCGGUGCACAUGCUUAGCAGACCUGUAUUGGCUGACACUGACAGAUCUCACUCCAUGCAGAUACCUGGAUCCAGACAUGUACUCAAUGAUGGAGGACAACUCUGUCACUAUUAGGAGCAAGAAGUUCAAGAAGCUGACCAAAGCCAUCUGUGGCUUGGUAAGUUCCUGCCGUGCACACAGCCAUGCUCAGAGAAAAGGCAGCCCUGGUGUCAAUGAUUUGAAUGAUUCCUGAAUUUGGAAGUUGUUAAAUAAAAAAAAAAUAUAUAUAUAUUAUGUUUGUGUUUUCCAGAUUGAUGACUACAGCAUGGUGAGGUUCCUGCCUUUUGACCGCACAGAUGAGGAAGGCAUCAACAUAGUGCUUCAGCACAUUGACUUUUCCAUACAGUACGGAGAAGACUUGGAGUUCAAGGAGCCAAAGGUAAAUAAAUAAAAAUCCACUAUGUAGACUGAAACGUAUGCCGAGUCCUAGAGGUUAGCAGAGUAACUCUGUAAUCCUGCUUUGGGAAGUUAUAUACAAAAUUACUAAGUAUACUAAUACUAAGUCUGCUCUCCAACUACCCAAAACCUUUCACUCGCUUUACUUGUUUCUCUCUCCUUAGGAGCCCGACGAAGAGCCUGACAACACAAAUUAUGAUGAUUUCUUUCAGGAAAAAGUAGAGGACUGAGAGGUGACAGAGCCCCAGAAAGAAAAGCAGAACAUUUGAUGGUCAGAUGGAAACGUUAAUUGCAGACUCCCAAGUAUCAUGCCACCUCAUUAUUUAUUUCUAGACUUAUGUCUGUUUUUAUGUUUUCAAGAUUUGUUAUUGAUCAUUUUAAGAUUGUGUAUAGUGUAUUGUGACCCAGAUAUUGCAUUCCCGCCUCCCCGGUUGAAUAUUUGGAUGAUAUUUUUCGAAUAAAAACUAUUGUAAAACAAA
This is a messenger RNA of Coregonus sp. 'balchen', 2658 nucleotides long. The record is from the annotation of a GenBank genome assembly. NCBI's taxonomy places the organism in Eukaryota, Metazoa, Chordata, Actinopteri, Salmoniformes, Salmonidae.